CCUGCCCAGUGACGCCGACACGCGGGCGGGCGAGGUGCCGUCGACUGAGGCGGUGAUGCAAGCGGAAGAGGCGACCGAGUCACGCCAUCCGCCGCCUUCUACCUUGACUUUCACCGAGCUCCACACGGCGCUUGGUGAAGCACACGUGGCGGAGGUUAAGCGAUUGACCGCGCUCGUGGAGGAGGCGGCGCAGAAGAACCGGAAGCUGAUUGCUCUGGGCACAGAGGCGCAGGCAAAGGCUCUUGCCGAGGCUCGGGAAGGAUUCGUCAAGGAAUCUUUCUACCGUGAAGCCGAAUUCCGGGCGCAGCAGGCCGAAGAGGCCCGGAAAAGGGCAAAAGCGGAGGUGGCGGAAUUGACGAAGGUCCUGGAGCAGAAGGGCCGGGAACUGGAAGACGUCAUCGCCGAGUACAAGGUAAAGCUGGAGGCCGCGACUGAUGCGUGGGACUCCGCGCGUGGGGCUGCCGCGUCUCUGCGGUAG
This is a messenger RNA of Lolium perenne, 478 nucleotides long. Lineage: Eukaryota; Viridiplantae; Streptophyta; Magnoliopsida; Poales; Poaceae. The record is from RefSeq and is a predicted model, not a curated record.